AACUCUUGUUUACUAAACUUGGCUUUUUACAAUUAUGCCCCUAGUUAUUUUUAAAACUACAUUUGCUGGUAUAUAUAGUACUUUCUCACGUCUAUCGUCGGAUCUUCGUUGCCGACGUUUUCCUCCAGUCACCACCGUCGACUUCUCCUUCACCGGCGUUUUUUUUUUUUUUUUUUCAAACUAUCUCUUCUCUAAGUCGGUGAAUCUUGCACAGCCUUGGUGAUGAUCAAGACGUUGGUUUCUCCUUGUAGUGUUGUUGUUGGGUUUGGAUCUCAAAAACUGAAGCUUGACAGAUCUUGUAAGAAAGUGAAGCCGGGAGCAGUAAGGAUGGAACUCACAAUCUCUCAGCCUGAUGAUUGGCAUCUUCAUCUCCGUGACGGCGAUCUUCUUCAGGCUGUUGUUCCCCACAGUGCGAGUCAUUUUAGGAGAGCGAUUGUGAUGCCGAAUCUGAAGCCCCCUGUGACCUCCACUGCAGCUGCCAUUACUUACCGUGAAUCCAUCAUGAAAGCUUUGCCAAUUGAGAGCAGUUUUGAUCCACUGAUGACUCUUUAUCUGACUGACAAAACCCAUACUGAUGAGAUCAAGCUUGCCAGGGAAAGUGGUGUGGUUUAUGCGGUGAAGCUGUACCCUGCCGGAGCCACAACCAACUCUCAAGAUGGUGUCACAGACCUGUUUGGAAAAUGCUUGCCAGUACUAGAAGAGAUGGUCAAACAAAACAUGCCUCUUCUGGUUCAUGGAGAGGUCACAGAUCCAAGUAUUGAUGUCUUUGACCGUGAGAAAAUCUUCAUUGAGACUGUUCUGCAGCCUCUAAUCCAACGGCUUCCACAGCUGAAAGUAGUGAUGGAACACAUCACUACCAUGGAUGCUGUGAACUUCGUUGAAUCUUGCAAAGAAGGGUUUGUGGGUGCAACAGUCACACCACAACAUCUCCUUCUCAACAGAAACGCUCUUUUCCAAGGUGGAUUACAACCGCACAACUACUGCCUUCCCGUUCUCAAAAGAGAGAUACACCGAGAAGCCAUUGUCAAAGCUGUAACUAGUGGAAGCAAGAAGUUCUUCCUCGGCACAGAUAGUGCUCCACAUGAACGGAGAAGAAAAGAAUCAUCCUGUGGAUGUGCUGGUAUUUACAGCGCUCCUGUUGCCUUGUCUCUAUACGCUAAGGUCUUUGAUGAGGCGGGUGCGCUUGACAAGUUGGAAGCUUUCACAAGCUUCAAUGGACCUGAUUUCUAUGGCCUCCCGAGAAACUCUUCAAAGAUUACACUGAAGAAAGCUCCUUGGAAGGUUCCUGAGGUCUUAUCCUUCUCAUUUGGAGAGAUCAUUCCAAUGUUUGCUGGAGAAACCCUUCAAUGGCAACCAUCUUUCGAGUAAUGUGGUGGUUUGUAGUUUUCUAAACAUUUCUCCCAAAUUGGAGUACCUCUUGUAUCUUUUAAUUUUGGAUUUUAUUAUGGCUGAGUUUAAGGUCUGCAUUUGUUUUUGAGAAAUAAAAGCAAGAUACUGAUCAAGAAUGCUUAUUUUGUGUG
Brassica oleracea var. oleracea is the source of this 1520-nucleotide messenger RNA. Its product is annotated as dihydroorotase, mitochondrial. Lineage: Eukaryota; Viridiplantae; Streptophyta; Magnoliopsida; Brassicales; Brassicaceae. The coding region runs from base 223 to 1368 and encodes 381 amino acids. Gene Ontology annotation, cellular component: cytoplasm; chloroplast. The record is from RefSeq and is a predicted model, not a curated record. Gene Ontology annotation, biological process: pyrimidine nucleotide biosynthetic process; 'de novo' pyrimidine nucleobase biosynthetic process. Gene Ontology annotation, molecular function: dihydroorotase activity. The transcript has 9 exons.